Linum trigynum is the source of this 1135-nucleotide messenger RNA. The record is from the annotation of a GenBank genome assembly. Lineage: Eukaryota; Viridiplantae; Streptophyta; Magnoliopsida; Malpighiales; Linaceae.
GCUCAUCUUUGUUGUCAUGUCAGGGAAAGAGGUGCAAAAUCAACCUGCCAUUGGCUGGGCCAGAUCGAACAUGGGCUCGUGCCCUAGUUAGAGCUGUUUUGACUAAGGGCUCGGCACCAAACUGAAGAAUAAAGAAUGGGCUGGGCUGGGCUGGGCCGGGCCGUGGAUGUUCAACUUGGGAGAAAUUGUAAAAAGUAAAAACGGAUAGAUGAGGGUCCACGUCGGAUAAGCGCCAUCAAUGGAUAGGGAUCCCAUUUCAUUUCGCAGGGAAAAGAGGUUUUUGCCGCGAGUUUACCCACCCGACAACGUCCAUGCAGUUAUACACACACGUGGCGAUCUGCCCGCGCUUCCGCUUGGGGAAUUCUCCAGACUCUUCUCUUCUCGUCAAUCUGUCGCUUCUCGAAUUUUCCCAACCGUUCGCCGACCUCUCAUUUAUAUCCAUCUCUCUUCGAUCACCCUCUCUGCCGAGAGAUUUCUUCGUCACCCUUCUCCACUCUGAAGCUAGGUCCUCCCUCCAUUCGUUCAAUUUCCUACGCGAGAGUCAUCAGAACGAAAUGGCUAGCCUGAUGGAUCAUUUGUUCACCAUCCCUGAGACCAUGGAGAGGUUCAUAUUCCCCACCACUCCGACUCACUCCGGCAACCACAGCGGCGGUGGGGCCGCGGCGGAAGCAUCUGCUCACAUUCACGCCGACGUUCUCGACUGUCCUAAGGAGUACGUCUUCUACCUCGACGUCCCAGGCCUCUCCAAAUCAGAUAUCCAGGUGACGGUGGAAGACGAGAACACCCUGGUGAUCAAGAGCACCGCGAAGAGGAAGCGGGAGGAGGUGGACGGCGGAGUCGGCGACGGAGAAGGCUGCAAGUACAUCCGCCUGGAACGGCGGAGCCCUCAGAAGCUGAUGCGGCGGUUCCGCCUCCCGGAGAACGCCAAUGUCUCAGCCAUCUCCGCCAAGUGCGAGAACGGAGUGCUGAGGGUUGUCGUCGAGAAGCAUCCUCCGCCGCCCAAGCCCAAGUCCUUCCAAGUCGCCAUCUCCUGAAACGAAUCACCAAUUGGCAAUUGCAUGUGGCUGCACUAGAGUUGUAGUAACCAGUAGCUCUGUUUUUUCCUCUGCUUUUCCCGCUCAAAUGUUCAAGAGCU